Calliphora vicina (urban bluebottle blowfly) is the source of this 3352-nucleotide messenger RNA. RefSeq lists its product as uncharacterized. Gene Ontology annotation, biological process: regulation of transcription by RNA polymerase II. NCBI's taxonomy places the organism in Eukaryota, Metazoa, Arthropoda, Insecta, Diptera, Calliphoridae. Gene Ontology annotation, molecular function: RNA polymerase II cis-regulatory region sequence-specific DNA binding; DNA-binding transcription factor activity. The transcript has 2 exons. The coding region runs from base 299 to 3229 and encodes 976 amino acids. The record is from RefSeq and is a predicted model, not a curated record.
AGAUUACAAUAAAAUGCUAUAAAAACAUUCACAAUAGAGUUAACAAUUUAUCAAUUCAGUCAGAUUGACAGAAGCUACUUUUACCGCUCUGUCAUUAAAUAUUUUCUAUUUUUUCAUCAGUAUUUUGCAAAUAAACAAUUGAGAAAAGAAAAGCAACAUACGAAGUGUUAGUUUUUUUUAAUAUUUAUUUUCAAACUUUAACAUUAGUUAAUUUUUUUCAACUGGUUGUAAUAAGAGUGAAGUAAUUGUUGAAAAGUGGUUAGACAUUUUAUUUGCCACAUCUAAAUUAUUUUUCAAUAUGGGAAAAAUACAAUUUUGCCGAAUAUGUAGAACAGAAAAGAACCUGAAAUAUACGACCAAAGAGUUAAGACAAUUAAAUAAAAAACAAUUGCUUUUGGCACAUGCGACUCAACAGGGUCAAGGAAAUAAUAGGGCUUCAAAAAAGCUCUUACUCACCACACCCACAUUGGGCAAUAUCUGCCAGGUCUGUGAUGAACGCAUACAAAUAUUCCACCGUUUAGAUGACGGUGGUCAAGACAGUUGUAGCGAUGUUGAAAUUGAAGUUGUUGAAAACACAAAUGAAGCACUGCCAAUGCGACUUGUUGAUACUGUACCAAAUGGAGAUUUUGGUCAAAGAACACAACGUCCAGAAACGCCGGUCAUUGUGGAUGACGAUGACAUGUUGUUUAAUAUAUUUAUGCAAAAGUUUGAUCAGAAAACCCAAAUGCAACGGCAUCCAGUGGACUCAUCACUGGCACAGCAGCAGACGGACAGACAGUAUGUAAAUCAAUUUCAUACACCUUAUACUCCACCACAAUCAACAGCGGGCGGCAGUGAAGGUGAUGAAUCAAAAGUAAUUGAAGUUUUAACAUCUCGCGAAAGCACACCCGCCCCAACAACUCAAGCUCUGCCACCACCUCCACAUUCGAAUUCUAAUCUGGUCGAUUCACAGGGUCAUCGCAUUGUGGCCAUCAUAGAAUUAGAUGACGUCGAUGAGAACGAUCAAAAAAAUAAUGAAGAACUACAUAUCGGUUUAUUGACUCCUGCAACGAGUUCUUCAAAUGAAUUGUCAUUUACAGAAAGUAUUGAGCACAGGUCUGGUUUACUAUCACCGAUUAAGAAUUCCAACUUUAAAAGUCCACGUAUGCAUGAUGGACGUGUACAAGCACAAGUCGAAGAAGAUGACGACGAAAUAGUGUUCCGUAAAGUUGAUAUUGAACAAGGAAAGCAGACUUCAGCAAUAAAAAAACGAAAACGCAAAAGUUACGACGAAAAGGAACUGCGUUUGGUGGCCAGUUUAAGCUUGGUUUCCAGUGACUCUGAAGUAGAGGACAGUCCGAUAAAGGUUCAAGCUAAAAAAUCUGCCAUUGCUCCUGCAGGUGAAACAUCCUUAUUAGUUUUACAAAAGACAUUUAUGUGCAACGUUUGCAAGAUAAAAUUGCCAGACUCUGAAGGCCUUUCCGUACACGAACGCAUUCACCAAGGCGUGAAGUGUACAUUGUGUCAAGUCGGUUUUCAACAAGUCAAACGCCUAAUCUAUCAUAUGCGUCGCAAACACAGAGAAUAUAAUGGUGAUGCUUUGGCUGAAAAACCUCGCUCUGGCCAAGACAGCUGUAUGACUAUUAGAUUACGUUAUAUGCAACGAACAACCUUUUACGAAUGCCAGCUAUGUGGCCGUAUAGAUGAGAUAUUCAGGGAGCACAAAGAGCAUAUUAUAGAAAAACAUGCCAAUGAAUCUAAAACACUCAAAGACCCCAUAAUGAAACAACUCAAAUGUCCACUGUGUAAGGUAAAGUGUGGGGCACAGUAUUUGUCAUUGUGUCGCCAUCUAAUAAGUUCACAUGAAUAUCAGCAGUACAGAAGUCAUCUGAGAGAGUUGGUACAUGUGAGUGCAUUCGGUUGGAAUGCAGCCCGGCAACAAGAGGUGGCUAAAACAGCAAAAAUAUUUCAGUUUAUUAAGAGGAAAACAUUCUUUUUUGAGUGUAAAAUAUGCCACAAAGUCGUUGCAGGCUAUUUACAUCACUUAAGGCACGUCAGCCAGCAUCAAACAUCCCCCAACGAAAAGACCAAAGUUAAAAUAGCUGCAUCUGCUGAAAUUCUUCCUUCUAUUUUAGCAACAUCAAACACCCUGAGUUUAGAACUGAAGAAACUUGAGGAAAACCUGAAAAACGAUACAGUUCGUGCAUCAAAGAACCUGCAAAAAGUUGAUAAUAAAUCUAAAAAACUAGUAAAUAAGGCUAAAUUGAAUAACAAAUCAAUACAAAUAGAGAAAGUUAAUGAAAAAUCUAAAAAAAUACUAAAACCGAAUGAAAAUGCUGUACAAAAAAAGUACAAAUUAAAAAGUAAUCAAAAGGGAAACUUAAAUAAACCACUUAAAAUCGAGACAUCUAAGAAUACAGCUUUGUUGAAGAAUUGUAAAGGAACGGAGUCGGAAAAUAAUGAAUCUAAAAAGAAAAUACAAAUUAAAAUUAAAUUAAAACCAAAGGAUAAGCAAAUUAAAAAACUACCAAGUGCAGAAAAAAUAACCAAAGGAAGACCUAAGAAAGAUUCGAUCAAAAAUAAAGAGAAAGACAAUGAAAAACUUAAAGGUAAAUCAAAAGUAAAAGUGAAAGAUGCUGAUCAGAAGUCUCAGGUGAAAAAGGUUAAGGUUAAACCACCCAUACGGCAGAUUGAUCUGCAAAAAUAUAAAUGUAAAUAUUGUUUAAAACAAUUCAAAGGUUUUCGUUUAUACAACUUACAUCUUCUGCAACAACACAAAGAAAAUGAGUAUACUGAAUGUAACAAAUGUAAUAAACUCUAUACGAAUUCCUCUACCACAAUAGAGCAUAUCAAACAAUGUCCACAAAUAUUCCCCACAUCCAAACAAAAACGCAAAUUCUCUGAACAACCUUCAGUAUCAGACAAUUUAACUGACAUCAGCUCGCAACCAUGUGUAAAAAAAGUGCCUCAGAAGUGUGAUGAAAGUUUUGCCAAUACAGAAGACAACUACACAUGGCUUCAAGACCUACUAAAAUUAAAAGAAUCAUCUGAAAUUAGUGAUAGUAACUCAACUUAUGUUCAAUCUACCAAUACUGCCUUAUUCAUAACUAAACAAUCAAAAUUGCAAUGUUGUUAUUGUUUGCAUCUAUUACCCAAUGACAGAGCAUUGGAGGAGCACACAAAAGAUCAACAUUCACAAAAAACAAAUAUUGUUAUUAAAUAUAAACCUUUUAGAAUUAUAAAUAAGUAAUACUUGUAUUUAUAAAAACACUAUCUAACAAAAUAUAAUCUCUGCAGUCAAAGCAUUUUCUAUCAAGCUGAAUCUAGCGAAAUAUGUUUGUUCUUUUACUUUCAAUCACUUUUAUUUCAACAC